This is a messenger RNA of Sycon ciliatum, 1864 nucleotides long. RefSeq lists its product as uncharacterized. NCBI's taxonomy places the organism in Eukaryota, Metazoa, Porifera, Calcarea, Leucosolenida, Sycettidae. The transcript has a single exon. The coding region runs from base 113 to 1267 and encodes 384 amino acids. The record is from RefSeq and is a predicted model, not a curated record.
AUUCAACGACACCACGAGAUCAAUCAUCAGUCUUCCUACCAAGUCAGAUCAUAGUAGAAAGAUUAAGAAAUAGGCAAGCUAAAUAACAACUUCUUCCAUUUGCAGUCUUGAAAUGUCUGCCCUGAAAAUUCUUUUAUUGCUUUGUGCAAUGAUAGUUGUCUCUCGUUGCGAUAUAGCGAGGCGUUCAGAGCCCGAGAGUGACAGUGAUGAACAAUUUUCGGACAGUGUGGAUAGUCGUGACGAUGAAAACCAAGACUUUCUUCCAAAGUUUUACAACCUCGAUGAUAUCCCCGAUGCACCAACGAGUGCUCCUGGUGACAACAAACGAACAGACUGUUUGGAAGAGCUGUUCACCCAAGCUGGAUUACAUAAGGAGUCCAUCCCGCGCUACAUUCAGGCCUUCCGAAACAACGAGUUGGACGUCGAUGCCCUGUAUGGACUAAACUACCUUGAACUUGUUACUCUGCUUCAGGGCAAGGCUUUUGGUAUCAGCAAUGCUGGAGAAAUAUUCCGACUUCACAACUGUAUCCAUGACUACGGAAAAUGCAUCAUGAAACCGUUCUGCCAGAAUGGUGGACGAUGUGUACAUGGAGAUAUCAUCCGACAGCAUAUCUGCCAAUGUCCUAAGAAUUUCCAGGGCGACCAUUGCCAAGAGAAGGUGGAGGAUCGCCUCAGUAAGAUACAAGACACUCUUGUUUUACUUCAGCAUCAAGUUGCUCACUUUGGUGUUUCUUACACUCGCUGGGGAAAGGAAAUGUGCAACGAGACAGCUGGAGCUUCCCUAGUUUACACCGGGUUCAUGGCUGGUUCUCACUUCACUCACGAUGGUGGUGCUGCCGAAUAUCUCUGCUUGCCCGAGGAGCCUCAGUAUGGAGACUUCAAACCUGGAGAACAGUCAGGAAACCUGGUCUAUGUUACUGAGUUGGAAACUACUCAUACAUUUGAGCCUUUCACCGGCCUGCACAAUCACAAUCCACUGUGUGCAGUAUGCCAGGCUGACUCUCGUGUGUCCCACAUCAUGAUUCCAGCUAGAAAUACCUGUCCUUCGGGCUGGACUUUGGAGUACCAUGGAUAUCUAAUGGCGCAGGAGCAUUCACAACGCCGCACAAAGAAUGUUUGCGUGGAUGUGGACCCAGACGUCAAGGGAACAUCAGUAAGCCUGAAUGGAGCUCUCUUGUACUUCACGGAGGUCACGUGUCAGAGUGAGAUGCCAUGUCCCCCAUACGACCAGCAGAAGGAGCUAACAUGUGCAGUGUGUACACGCUAAGAGGAUUCCAUUCACCAGAGAAACUUAAUGAUCCCUGGGGAUCUGAGCAUGAUAGUAAUUUCUCUAAUCCCAGACGGCACAUUAGCUUAUGCAGGUUGGUAACUCCCCAAACCAUAUACAUGUACUAGCAUUCAGCGUUUGUUAGUUCUGUAUUUUUACAAAAAGGUUUGUCCCCCAUCUUGUUUUGGUUUCAACAGCAGUUGGCCAUGCAUCCGACAUACAGCAAUUGUAGAAUGCAUCACGUUCACACAUACAUCUAUGCUAAGAACAUUUCGCAAACACGUGUUUUGAUUUUUUCUCCAAGAUCUCACUAAAAAAGAAUCACUUCCGAAGGAAAAUUAUUGCCUGUAGACUUUCAAUGAACUUCGGUAGAGGCCCUUAGACCACUCGCUCUAAAUCUCUCACAGUUGCCAACUUCAUUAUUUUUGGCACUUUGCGGCACGUUUGUGCUGAAUUUUCUGUCUUUUCUACUUUUCGAUCACUCCGGCUGACUACAUCUGUCUCCCAACGACGGUCACUAUACGGCCUUACACUACUCUGAACAACUAUCCAACUACUAUAAAUGUUCCGAAAUCCAAACGGGUACCCUUUUCCUAA